AUGUCAGUCGCCUCCGCGUUAAAGGGCGACACCGCCCAGCAAGCCCGUUCUCUUUACCGCCAACUCCUCCGGCAAGGCCAACAAUUCUCCGCCUACAACUUCCGAGAAUACGCGAAGCGCCGAACGAGAGACGCUUUCCGCGAGAACAUGACGGUGAAGGACCCUGAGCAGAUCACCCAGCUUCUGAGCAAGGGACGACAAGAACUCGAGGUCGUCAAGAGGCAGACGGUCAUCAGCCAGUUUUACAAAUUCGAUCCGCUUGUCUUGGAGAAUUCUGCUGGGAAGGUGGCUAAGAGGGCGGAAGCCUAA
Molecule: messenger RNA, 309 nt
Organism: Scedosporium apiospermum
Lineage: Eukaryota; Fungi; Ascomycota; Sordariomycetes; Microascales; Microascaceae
Exons: 2
Coding region: 1-309 (102 amino acids)
Biological process (GO): iron-sulfur cluster assembly
Cellular component (GO): mitochondrion; L-cysteine desulfurase complex
Source: RefSeq, a predicted model, not a curated record